AAACGGGGUGGCCGGGCUUCCCCCGCGCCCGGGCUUCCCCCGGCUUCCCCUAGCAGUUUCCUGAUGGGUUUAUUUCCUGAUGCCCUCGAUUAGGCAUCUGCAAAUGAAAAUAUAUUGUUGCAGAAUGUGGUUUAUGAACAGGUGAUUGGAUUGAGAUUGGAAUUGUUAUUAUAUUUGGAUAAAUACGUGGUUGUUGGGCUGAAAUAAUAUAAAAGAUUGGCACCAUUUCAAGAUGUUAAAUGUGUGCUACAGUGAGCUGUGGUAGACCUCCUUGGUUGCACUCAGUAUCAUGACAAAGCUUCAACUUCCAGGCCAAGCGGAGCCGCGGCUCUGCACGGACCUGAACGGCCGUCAGAUACGCACCAACGAGCGCUACACGCCCUGGUGGGACGAGUGUACGGUGUGCACGUGUGACAACGGUGAACACAAGCUCUGCCAGUCGGUCAUGUGCGCCGCGCCGCGGACAUGUCGCCAGUACCAGCUGGGCAAGAAGUGCUGCGAGUUCAUCUGUCUGGACGGCGGCGGCGAGGCCGGCGCCUCACCCGGCUACCUGGGCGGCUCCAAGGACCUCGGUCUGCGCCUCGUGGCCUCGGCGGUGACGGCCGUGCUGUCGCUGGCACUCCUGCUGUUCCUGGUUUACCGGCUGCGGCAGAGGCGACACAGAGGCCCUCCAUCUCUGCGUCCCGAGGAGACCUACAACCUACAGCUAAUGAACUACCUGCGCGGCUCGGGCUACCUGGGCGCCGGCGGUGGCCGCGGCAGCCACGACUUCUACUACGAACAGCCGCCGCCGCCCUACUCGGUGUGGAAGCCGCCCCAGGUGGCCACGGGCGAGGCGCCGCCGCCCUACAGUGAGGCCAUCCGUCUGCCGGAGUUACGGCAGGGUGUGCCGCCUCCUACCCCGCCGCCGACAGCGCGGACCACUGCUGAACGCUGGCCGCAGGCGGUGCUAGUACUGGCACCGGCCGUGACGGCGGCGGGGGCUGGCGAGAUACCCCGACAGCGCGCUGCUAUCGUCAGUUCGGACCUGGACCCGGAGGCCGGCCCGGACUCGGACCCGGAGCUGCCCUCGUACCCGGACCCGGAGCCGGGGUCGGACUGUGACGGCGCACUGGCUCCGGAUCUCUCCCCGGAGCCGGAGCCGGCUGCCCGCCGCGCCCGUCCGCAGCCCCCGGAGCGUGUGCUGCAGCGGUUCAGUCUUCAUCUCCAGCUCGACUGUAGUGAUUCGGCCACCAGCUCGAGUCCGACCCUAUCUCCGGACGGUGGCACGAGGCCCGGCAGCGUCACCAGUUCCAGCAGCACGGAGCGAAGCGAGUGAGUGAGGCGAGCGGGAUUGGGUAGGACGGGAGGGAUGCGUGGGGGUCGGUGUCGGGACGUGGGGUCGCCUUGUGUGCUAUGCAGACGUUUAGUGGUACGGUGAAUCUAGGACGAGGCGAGGCGACGGUUAUAAGGAUCGUCGAUUUAUGCAGCGCUGAAGCGAUGUGAAAGUCUGUAGAUGUAGAGGGCUGCGUUAUCUAGCUGCCGAGGCAGGCGACUGCCCCAUAGGUGUCUAGCAGCGCCACCUACGUAUGGUGACGUGUGGCGACACCGUAAUCCAGCCGUCGCGCUGGCAACGGCAGGGUCGGUCCCAUAGACUGCGCAUUGCAACCGAGAAACCGGCGUAUUUUAGACGCGUUUUAGCUAGCGUGUUUACAAUUAUCAGAUCCAUGUAUGUGUGGAGAGUGAAUCAGGGUUUCGCCAUCAACCUUUUAAUAUGUCGACGUACUGAACAAAUGCGAUUUUCCUAUUGAAUAUUCUCGUGCGCGCUUAGUGAUUCGAGGCAUGAAGUAGGCAACAUUAAGCCGAUGUCAAUCCCUGGUACUCGCUAUUAGUCUUGUAGGUAACUACCCGUUGCACGUCAGUUUGGACGGUACAAAGUCUCUUCCGUCUCCGGCCUACCUCUCGGACGCAGUAUCGUGACGGGGCUGGCCGGGGCUCUCUCCCGGGACUAUUACGACCCCCUCCGGGAUUAUUACUACCCCCUCCAGGACUGUUACGACCCCUGCCGGGACUGGUACGUCCCUUCCCGGGGUUGUUGCGUACAACCCUUUCACGGGGUGUUAUUAUUCUCUCCGGGGUUGUUACGACCAUUUCCGGGAUUUUUGCGUACGGUCCUUUCACGGGAUGCUACGAUUCUCUCCGGGGUUGUUACGAUCCUCCGGGAGUGCCGCGACCCUUGUACGGUCCACUGCGGGGUUGUUAUGACCCUCUCCCGUUGCCACAGCUCGCUUCCAUUGAUAAAAGAGUCCCCUACACAUACCCACAUCUACCCUUCUCUGGUGCGUGCUCGGUAGGUUUGGUAAUCGGUAGCAACGCUAGAAACUAGGCAGGGUACAAUAGUUAGGAACGACGGUUGGAGGGGAGGUUCUACGACUCUCUGCCCGGAGUACGGGAAACGCGUUCUGAGUUAUUUCGCCGCCGCUGUGAGAGAUGUCCAUCUGAGGAACAUGAAAAGUUUGGAUAGCUUUGGGUCUUACCGUUCAUGGGAACCUGUGGCUGCAAUUUUAACUGCAAAAUUCCAUUGCAUAGUGUUACUGUGAUAUCAGUGGACAAAUUUCUUGCCUGUUGAAGUCGCUCUUUGAUUUUGACAUUUUAUUUUCCAUUUACUCACACAUGAAAAGCGCUGAAUCGCCUAGGAAAUUGCCAGUUUACCUUUAGAACUAUGAUAACGACCAAUGUUUUGGAUUGUUUUCUUUUGGAACCACUGGGAUAUGCAGGUGUUUGUGGGAUUUUUUAAAUGUUGCGAAAUUUCAUUAUCCUCAGCGAUUCUGUGAUAUAAAUGGACAAAGCUCAUAUGCGCUGCAGCCCUUGUUUCAUUUUAUUUACGUUUUAAAGCACGACUUGAGACCUUGACGUCCCGAACUCCACAGACAGAUUAUUGUACAGUGCACACUAUUGGUCGUUUUUUGCCAUUGAUUUAGCCGCUGUUUGAGUUAUGUGUAUGCGGCGCGAUGCUGUUUAGUUUAGCACAAUUAGUUGAGUCGUAAUGGACCGUGUAUCGUUAUAUGCCUGCCCCACUUGCUGUAAUAUGUUGUAAGGUCGCACAAGGUUGUUGGCCUCCGCUAUUUUACGUUCGCACAGGGUAUUUGCGCCUAUAAUGCUAGCGUUUCUAUUUGUAAGCUACGCAGCAGUUAAGCUUGGGCCAUUUAUUUGCCGGAAUUUAGGCAACUCCGUAAUGCAGCCUCAUUUAUCCAGCCCUGGUUAUCUUGAAAGAGGUCGUGUUAUGUAUCGAGUUAAUAAUAUCGGAGUGUGUAUUUAGCCACACGGAGUUUUACAUACACGGAUCCGCUGCUGCUAUAUGGGCGAUAUGAUGAACAAACAGGCCCCAUAUAGCCUCCCAUUGUGUUAUUGCCUCUGCAAGUGGUAUCGAGUCCGGCCCCGCUUGUUGAAGCGAGCCCGGUCGACCCUUGGGACUCACAUGUAACAUACACGUGUAACCCAUGGAGCGCGUAACACAUACACUAUGCAGUUAGUAGGAGAGCUGGCCUGCGGUUCAUUGCUUAGCUCGACCUCGUUAUUGCAUAUAUGAAAUAGUGGACUGCAGUAGCUCUACGCGCCGCCGGCAGACUCCCCGCUCGAGUACCCUGGUAUUACUGUGAUAUAUUCGCUAGCUCUAAGUGAUGGCCGCCGCUGAUAUAUGUAACGGUGACUGGUGGAAUAUUUCCUGUGUCACAAUGAAUGAUAUGUGUACGUGUGCAUAUGUAUGCUAGUGUGCACUCUGCACUAGAAUGUCUAAAUACAUGGACGUAACUUGA
This is a messenger RNA of Amphibalanus amphitrite, 3794 nucleotides long. Its product is annotated as integral membrane protein DGCR2/IDD-like. NCBI's taxonomy places the organism in Eukaryota, Metazoa, Arthropoda, Thecostraca, Balanomorpha, Balanidae. The record is from RefSeq and is a predicted model, not a curated record. The coding region runs from base 290 to 1318 and encodes 342 amino acids. Gene Ontology annotation, molecular function: protein binding. Gene Ontology annotation, cellular component: membrane. The transcript is spliced from 7 exons.